AAUAAUAAUAAAAAAACAUAUUAUAAUGUUAAUCGAUCGUCAUCUCCUUCUCUCCAGGGUUUCUCCCUUCCUUGCUUUCUAAUCCAAAAAGAACUUUAUAGCUUAAUUAGCUUGAAUCAUUAUCGUAGGCUAAGCAGUACCCAAUUCCUCACUGUACAGAAACAAAUCCUUCUCUCAACCAAAAAACCCUUUACAGGGUUUUUAGAAUUUAGUGCCUUUCUUUUGUGAGAUUUGGAUUUUUUUUGUAUUAGGGGUUUUGAAGUUUUCAGUUUUUGUGGGUUUAAAGAUUUUUUUAAAAAAAAACCCAGAAGAAAGUGUAGAUGAUGAUGGAUGGGGGUAGUAUUGAACAAGCUCCCAAGAUUGGAGAUAACUCUACAGAAGGUGCUGUAUUUGAUGCAUCUCAAUAUGCAUUCUUUGGUAAAGAUCAUGUUGAGGAAGUUGAGUUAGGUGGGUUGGAGGAUGGCGAGGAGUUGCCUGCCGCUGAUUUUGAAGAGGAAGAGUUUCUCUUUGAUAGACAAGAGGGUGAGGUUUCACGAUCUCUAUCUGACAUUGAUGAUCUUGCAAUUACAUUUUCAAAGUUGAACAAGGGUGUCAAUGGACCGAGAAGCACUGGGAUAAUUGGUGAUAGGGGAUCCAGAGAAAGUUCAUCUGCUGCUGAAUGGGCACAGGGAGAGGAUUUUCCUAAUUGGUUUGACCAGCAGCUACUUGACCAAGAUGGCGUUGAGGAUGGCACAAGAUGGUCGUCGCAGCCAUAUUCUUCUACUGCUCGCCUUGCAGAAUCAAAGCAUCUAUACCGAACCUCUUCAUACCCUGAGCAGCAGCAGCAGCAGCAACCACACCACCAACACUACUCUAGUGAACCUAUUCUUGUGCCAAAAUCUUCUUACACUUCAAAUCCUCCCCUGGGUGGCCAAUCUCCACAGUCCUCACCGAACCACGGUCAUCCAAAUAUUCAAUAUCUUGCUGGUGGCCACCAAAUAGCAUUAUCCCCCUUCUCUAAUUCUCAGCUUCCAUUGAGCAGCUUACAUCAUGGAUCACCACAUUACAGUGGGAAUUUGCCUCAAUUCAGUUCUGGUCUUUCUGCUAAUAGCCGGCCACCAAGCCAGUGGGUCAACCAUACAGGCUUAUAUCCUGGAGAUCAUCCCAACCGCUUGACCAAUAUGUUGCAACCACCAUUAUCUAAUCAGAAUGGGAUCAUGCCUCCACAGUUGAUCCCACAACUUCAGUCACAACAGCAUAGGUUGCACCCCCCAGUUCAGUCAUCAUCUGGCCAUUUAUUGGGCAUGCAAUCUCAAGUGUUCAAUCCCCAUCUCUCUUUAUCCCCGCCAAUGACGAACAACUUUGACACAAUGCUUGGUCUGACCGAUAGAGAUCAAAGACCAAAAUCAGUUCAGAAAGUUAGACCAAUGGUGCGUUAUCCUCAACAAGGCUUUGAUGUCAAUGGUCAGAAGUUUGAUAUUGGCUGGCCGCAGUUCAGAUCCAAGCAUAUGACUACUGAUGAAAUUGAAACUAUUCUCAGAAUGCAGCUAGCUGCAACACACAGUAAUGACCCAUACGUGGAUGAUUAUUAUCACCAGGCUUGCCUUUCAAAAAAAACAGCUGGGGCAAAGCUCAGACAUCAUUUCUGCCCAAUUCACUUGAGGGAUCUUCCUCCCCGAGCACGAGCUAAUGCUGAGCCGCAUGCUUUUCUCCAGGUUGAUGCUCUUGGGAGAAUUCCUUUCUCUUCGAUUCGUAGGCCUCGUCCUCUUCUUGAAGUUGAACCUCCAAAUUCUACUGGUGGUGGUAAUACCGAGCAGAAUUCUGCUGAGAAGCCCCUAGAACAGGAGCCAAUGCUUGCAGCUAGAGUCACAAUUGAAGAUGGUCUUUGCCUUCUUCUUGAUGUAGAUGAUAUUGAUCGUUUUCUAGAAUUCAAUCAGUUCCAUGAGGGUGGAACCCAGUUGAGACGCAGGAGGCAGGCCUUGUUGGAAGAGCUGGCAGCAUCCAUGCAAUUGGUUGACCCUCUCGGCAAGAAUGGCCACACAGUUGGACUUGCUCCCAAGGAUGAUUUUGUUUUCUUGCGUUUAGUAUCUCUUCCCAAGGGACAGAAGCUCCUUGCAAGGUACCUUCAACUUAUUUUUCCAGGUGGUGAUCUCAUGCGGAUUGUCUGCAUGGCCAUUUUUCGUCAUUUAAGGUUUUUGUUUGGAGGUCUCCUGUUUGAUAUUGGAGUUGCGGAAACCACAAAUAACCUUGCAAGGUCUGUAUCAUUAUGUGUUCGUCGCAUGGAUCUUUGUUCACUCAGUGCCUGUCUUGCUGCAGUGGUUUGCUCCUCAGAGCAGCCACCCCUUCGCCCCCUCGGAAGCUCAGCUGGAAAUGGGGCUUCCCUCAUAUUAUUGUCUGUGUUGGAGAGGGCAACUGAACUAUUAAAUGAUCUUCAUGAUGCUAGCAACUACAAUGCGACAAAUGGGGCACUUUGGAAGGCCUCAUUUGAUGAGUUUUUUAGCCUGCUUAUUAAAUAUUGCAUAAAUAAAUACGAUGGUAUUAUGCAGUCUUCUCUAUCAGAUUCAGAUCCAGCUGAAUCUAUUAAGAGGGAACUACCUAUGGAGCUCUUGCGUGCAAGUGUUCCCCUCACUAAUGACUACCAGAAAAAGCUGUUAUAUGAUCUUUCCCAGCGUUCCUUAGUUGGUCAGGAUGGUGGUAAUGGUGGUGACAUCAAUUCUGAAGUGGUACUGAGUUAAUAUGAACCUACAUGAAAGUCUGAUACCAGGUCACAGAGUAACACGGUUCUGUACAAGUGAAUAUAGCUCAGAGAUAUAUUGUUGGACCAGCAAUAUCUUAAGGAUGCAUUUAAUUUGUUCUCCCACCACAGCUAAUUCAGAAUACACGAACUAAAUGAAGCAGAGGCUUUGGGAUCAAUCUGUCAUGAGAGUCAGCUUAGCUUUUUGGAUUUAGUUUUAUUUUUUUGUCAUUUCUACUCAAUUCCAUGCUACUGCCUUGACAAAGCUUGUAGAAGGCCUCUCCUGUGUUGUGGUAGAAUUCUGUUGGGGUUUUGUCAUUUUUCCAGUCCUUUUAGUUCCUUUUUGUCUCAAGAGCCUAUUUUGAUGCUCUGUUUCUGGAUAUGGAGAUGUAGCGGGGUAGUUUGUACAGGGUUUGCAAAGAGGUUUUCCACUUUCCUGUACUAUUUGUUAUCAAGGAGGUGGGGUGGAUGUGAUUUUCAUGUUCUUGUAGGGGCUAUGUGACAUCCUUGUGUAGUAAAUGGCAAUAAAGCCAAGCAGAUGCUGAUGGUUGUCGAAUAAGGUGGCGAUGGAGUCUGAAUUUUUCAAGUAAUUAUCAAGUUUGCCUGUAACAAUAGAUGGUUGUCCGUCAGUUGUUUCUCUCAUAACUAUCGUUUAUAUUGCAUUAAUGCUAUACAGCAUGUGUUUCUUCUA
Populus nigra (black poplar) is the source of this 3404-nucleotide messenger RNA. Its product is annotated as protein PAT1 homolog. Bases 321 to 2714 code for a protein of 797 amino acids. Gene Ontology annotation, cellular component: P-body. The record is from RefSeq and is a predicted model, not a curated record. Gene Ontology annotation, biological process: P-body assembly; deadenylation-dependent decapping of nuclear-transcribed mRNA. The transcript has 5 exons. Gene Ontology annotation, molecular function: RNA binding. NCBI's taxonomy places the organism in Eukaryota, Viridiplantae, Streptophyta, Magnoliopsida, Malpighiales, Salicaceae.